Messenger RNA from Leptomonas pyrrhocoris, 1212 nucleotides. RefSeq lists its product as hypothetical. NCBI's taxonomy places the organism in Eukaryota, Euglenozoa, Kinetoplastea, Trypanosomatida, Trypanosomatidae. The transcript has a single exon. The coding region runs from base 43 to 1212 and encodes 389 amino acids. Gene Ontology annotation, molecular function: protein binding. The record is from RefSeq and is a predicted model, not a curated record.
GAAAUACCCCCAACAAACAAACACACAGACAGUAAACGAGCGAUGCUGCGCGGCCUCGUCAAGGACGAAAAGCUCACCGUGGAGCAGGAGCAGCACAUCGGUGAACUGCAGGACGAAAUUGAUGAGAUUUGGAACCGUCGCGGCAGCUACCAAGUUGACCCCGACGCGUGGGAGGACAUGCCCUUCUUCAUGGAGCACAUCAGCGAGGAGGACAUCGCCAAGAAUGAGAGCUGUGCCGCCCUCGCCUCGAUCGUGUACGACGAGGUGCCGCCGGACGAGAUCGCAGAGAACCGCAAGGAGCACGGCAACCGUGCGCUGAACCUAGCGCUCAACCCGAAUCAGGAGCGGCGUGAGAACCUCGCGCGUGCGGCGUGUUCGAGCUACACCGAGGCUCUGCAGGCCAAAGGCAAGGACCCAAAGCUCACCUCCACCAUCUACGCCAACCGCAGUUUAGCGCAGUACAUCAUUGGCAACUACGGCCACGCGCUGGAGGAUGCGCAGCGUGCCAUCGUACUGAACCUGGACUACCGCAAGGCGUAUUACCGCGCCGCGAAAAGCGCUCUGGCCCUGAAGAAGUACGACAUGGCGCUCCAGCUGCUGGCCAAAGGCCGUCAGAUCAGCCAACCGCCGAUCGAUGCAGCGGCGACGGCCGAGUUUGCCGAAUUGGAGGCCCUCUGCACGCAGGGACGGGAGAAGAAGAACGCUGCGGACGCCAAACUGAACCGUACGGUGCGAGUGCAGGCCGCGAAGGUAUCCAACGUCGCCCGUGCGAUCACCUCGGCUGGCAUUAGAAUGUCGGGUAGGGGAGAGGUCACCAGCGAGCAGAUGGGCGUCUACGGCGAUCCGAAGCCCUACUUCGACACGGAAGGCCUUCUCCACGUGCCGCUUCUCUUCAUGUACGACGAGUACCAACAGACAGACAUCAUGCACGACGUGGCGUGUGAUGUCUGCGCGGCGGAGCUGCUGGACGAGCUGAUGCCGUUCCCGUGGGACGACCGUGGCCGUUACCAGAAGUUUGACGACAUCAUCGUCUUCUACAAGAUCGACGAUGGCGUAAAGGAGCCGGAGUACUACGAGUUGCAUCAGGGGUGGCCGCUGAUCGAGGUGUUCCGUAGUGAGACAUACCAGAUGCCUCAGCUCAUGCCGGUGCUUCACGUGAUCUGCAAGUCUAGCGAGCUCGUGGAGCGCCUGAGGAUUCGACGCGUGGAGUGA